UGACCUCACUGGAUGUGAGUAUAUUGGGCCUGGGACAGGGCUGGGGGCUAACAGCCUGUGUGAGAUGAGUGUCUUUGUGUCUGUGCUUGAUGUUGGUGGCUCUCUGUAGUCACAUUACAGCAUGGGUGUGAUGGAGAUCUGACUUCAUUCAUUCAACAAACAUAUUUUCUAAGGAGUUCCCUGUGCCAGGCACUAAGCUGGGCACUGGGAAUGUAAUAAAAUAGUCAAGGUCCCACCUUCUAAGACUGUCCGACAGGGAAACGAACAAGAGUCAAAUAAGGCAGAAGAUGUGAUGUAAUACACCUACGAAAUCUCAGAGGGUUGUAUGGUCGUGGGAGCUCAAGUGAGACACUUAACCUGGCCUGAGACAUUCCAGAAGGCCUCCCGAAGAACUGACAUCUGAACUGAGAACUGAAGGAAGAUGAGUACUAGUGAGGCUACUGGACGUGAAUGUGGAGAUUGUGCAGGGCAAUGCAAGAGGAGGCUGUAGAAGUCAACCUGGCUAGAUCACAGCGGGGCGUAUGUGGGGCAGGAGCUUCUUUGUUUGAACUUGCUCCUGAGAGGAUGAGGCCUCCUAGAGCGCUGGCUCCUGGACAGCAACCUCCUUUGGUGCCUUGUGACCAGGGCCCUGAUGGUUCAUUAGAUGGAGCCUUCGAGUCUUAGGGAGUUGCCGCAGGGUCCCCACAGCGGCUCCCGACGGUUGUGAACCAGCAUCCAUCUUCCACGGCUUCCGGCAACCCACCUGGCCCUGGACGUGUCUCAACUGGCCCGCGCGAGGGGCCGCCCCGGAAAUGACGCGCUGCCCCGCUGGCCAAGCGGAAGUGGAGAUGGCGGAGCUGUACGUGAAGCCGGGCAACAAGGAGCGCGGCUGGAACGACCCGCCGCAGUUCUCAUACGGGCUGCAGACCCAGGCCGGCGGACCCAGGCGCUCGCUGCUUACCAAGAGGGUCGCCGCACCCCAGGAUGGAUCCCCCAGAGUCCCCGCAUCAGAGACUUCUCCUGGGCCUCCCCCAAUGGGGCCUCCACCUCCUUCAAGUAAGGCUCCCAGGUCCCCACCUGUGGGGAGUGGUCCUGCCUCUGGCGUGGAGCCCACAAGUUUCCCAGUCGAGUCUGAGGCUGUGAUGGAGGAUGUGCUGAGACCUUUGGAACAGGCAUUGGAAGACUGCCGUGGCCACACAAGGAAGCAGGUAUGUGAUGACAUCAGCCGACGCCUGGCACUGCUGCAGGAACAGUGGGCUGGAGGAAAGUUGUCAAUACCUGUAAAGAAGAGAAUGGCUCUACUGGUGCAAGAGCUUUCAAGCCACCGGUGGGACGCAGCAGAUGACAUCCAUCGCUCCCUCAUGGUUGACCAUGUGACUGAGGUCAGUCAGUGGAUGGUAGGAGUUAAAAGAUUAAUUGCAGAAAAGAGGAGUCUGUUUUCAGAGGAGGCAGCCAAUGAAGAGAAAUCUGCAGCCACAGCUGAGAAGAACCAUACCAUACCAGGCUUCCAGCAGGCUCCAUAAUCCUCGGUUCCCCAGACUCACCGGACACCAUCUCCUAUGCCUUGGAGACCUUCUCUCACUUGGCUCCCUUCUUACCACCACCAAGACUGUCCCACUGGGCCUGACCCACCUAUGAGGGAAGAAGUCCCACCUGGGCCAGAGGGAGUUCAUGUGUUACUCAUAACCUGCAUUUCAAUAAAAACAUCUCUGCAGUGGG
This is a messenger RNA of Pan troglodytes (chimpanzee), 1698 nucleotides long. RefSeq names its product steroid receptor RNA activator 1 (gene SRA1). The record is from RefSeq and is a predicted model, not a curated record. Gene Ontology annotation, biological process: regulation of transcription by RNA polymerase II. Bases 792 to 1502 code for a protein of 236 amino acids. The transcript has 5 exons. NCBI's taxonomy places the organism in Eukaryota, Metazoa, Chordata, Mammalia, Primates, Hominidae. Gene Ontology annotation, cellular component: nucleus.